GUUCAAGUAUGGGCCCACCGUCAAUGGUCCCUUUACCAAAUGCAAGCUCUUUCACAGAAGAGCUAGGACCAGGAAAGAAACGCAAGAAGAAGCCAAAACGAGCCAAACUUUGUGCUGCAUCACCUCAAGCGGUGUCUAUUACUGAUGGUGAAGAUCUUCUGAAGAGCUCCAUGUGCUCUCUCUGUCAGGCUGUGUUUGCCCGGUUCACUGACCUUCUGGCCCAUCAUAAGGCUGUCCACAACUCAGACACCAACCAUCCUCUUCGCUGCCGGGCCUGUGGACGGACACAGACCUCCGAAGCAGGACUAAUCUAUCAUCAGUUUCAAAGUGAGGAAAUGGUUCUGGUUCACAAAUGCAGUGGAUGUCCAAGAAAGAAGUAUGCUUGUGAAUUCUGUGAUCACUACCGCACAGAAUCUUCCAGCGAUCUGGAGAAGCACAUGCGUAUCCACACAAAUGAUAAAUGCUACGUCUGCAGAGUGUGUGGCUUCUCCACUGCCUGGAAGAAGAAUCUCAAGGAACAUAUGGUGAAGCACCUGGGACUGAAACCUUAUGUCUGCGACCUGUGUGGCUACAGCACCUCUGACAGGCAUAACUUGAGAGCUCACAGAGUCAAGCAUUAUCAGAAAGGAGAAGGAUGCGAGAAAUGUGGAGGGGAAUGUCACUGCAAGCCUCUGGCAAUCAAAAAGUUAAAGCUGAAUAAUCUAGGGGACAAUUCCGGUGGUUCUGUUGUAGUUGCGGGUGGCAAGGAGUUGGAGUGUCCCUUCCCACAGUGUGUCUAUCGCACAAAACUGGAGUACAUGAUGACUAACCAUAUGUUGCGACACCAGGGCAUGGUCGAGCAAAGCCUGGGAGCAUCUAGUGGUUCCAACGCCACCACUAGUGGAGGUAGCAAUCAUGGUGGAGGUGGUGGAGGAGGUAAUAGUGGUGGAGGCAGCUAUUCUGGUAAUGGCCACAGCAACCAGGAUCAGAACAAAACCUCUCACCAUCGAGGUCAGGGGGUGAUGGCAAAUAGCACGGGAGGACAGUACGGUAGCGCUGGUGGGGGACACAGUGCAGCCUCUCCUGCUUCAUCAAUAUCCUCGUCCUCCUCUAUCCCUUCAGCUUCUUCAAUGUCAAACAAUCAAAAUGGGCCCCCGACCCUGAUUUCUUCUGCAGCCAAUCAGAUUCCACUAGAAUGGAAGACAAUAGGCCAGCCACCUCCUCAUGGUGUUCAUGGUGUUCUGUCCUCUCCCUCUCAUUUCUCUCCUCUUUUACACCAUCAGCAGAGUCCACUGAGCCACCAGACAAUGACCUCUUGGGCAUCUUCUCUGUCACCACCCACUGUCCCACCUGGCUUACUUAGUAACCGGGUCAGUGUCCCAAUGUCAGGACAGAACAUGGUGGCUCGACCUAUGCCAGUCUUCCCAAAUAUGCCAAAUUAA
Messenger RNA from Candidula unifasciata, 1421 nucleotides. NCBI's taxonomy places the organism in Eukaryota, Metazoa, Mollusca, Gastropoda, Stylommatophora, Geomitridae. The record is from the annotation of a GenBank genome assembly.